Molecule: messenger RNA, 1689 nt
Organism: Nematolebias whitei (Rio pearlfish)
Lineage: Eukaryota; Metazoa; Chordata; Actinopteri; Cyprinodontiformes; Rivulidae
Product: KICSTOR complex protein SZT2
Exons: 12
Coding region: 1-1689 (562 amino acids)
Cellular component (GO): peroxisome
Source: RefSeq, a predicted model, not a curated record
AUGUCCAUGGUGUCACCUGACAUGGGUCUGGUCAGCAUGGUCCGCCAAGGGAUUCUGGCCCUUCAGCUGCUGCCCCCUAACUCCAGUGCAGCAGCCUCCCUGAAGACCUACCAGUCUGUGCAUGCAAAGCAGUCCUGCAGUACAGAGUCGCUGUUGCUGGGCCACACGGUGAUGAUCUUCUGUGUGGGUCUGAAAGAUCUCAGCAGGGGAAUCAUUAUAAUCACAGAUGGAGUGAUGAGUGUUCCUGAUGUGGCAGUGUGUGAAACCCUGCUGAAUCAACUCAGGAGUGGAACCAUCGCAUGUUCCUUUGUGCAGGUUGGUGGGACAUAUUCGUAUGAUUGUAGUUUUGGCUACAUCCCAAACGUGGAGCUGAUGAAGUUCAUAUCAUUAGCCACAUUUGGGACUUACCUUUCAAACUGUCCUGAAGUAGACGAGAACAGCCAGGACAUGAAUGUUUACCACAAGGCCUUCUUGACCUACUCAUUUCUGAAGACCCCUGAGUCUCUGAACUCUGAGUACUUCUAUGUUUCCCAGGACAAAUUGUUCAAUGAACAUUUGGUUUCAGCCAGUGGUAACCCUGCACUGGCCAUGAGGAGGAAGAAGCACACAGAAAAAGAAGUCCACGCUCAUCUGAUCAGUGUGGUUUCAGUACGAUUGAGAGAGGGCUACACCAUCAGAGACAUCAGCCUCACAAAAGGUGGGACGCAGUUAGAGUUAAAGUUGGUUCUGUUGUGGAAACACAACAUGCACAUUGAGUACCUUGCAGCUGCUUCCUGGCCUCUGGAUCCAUCCAACAGAAUCACAAGGGUGGAGGUGACAAUGGAGGGCAGUUAUGACAUUCUGCAUGACAUCAGCUGCACUCAGAGGAAGCCCAUCACCAGUCCGUAUCGGACCUCUGUCAUUCGUCGCUUCUGGAACACACUUCAGAGCAUAAACCAGACUGAUCAGAUGUUGGUGCACCUCCAGUCGUUCAAUUCAAUUCCUGAGAACUACACAAUCCCAGAGAGCACCAAGAACGGAGUGCCCCUCUUCUACAUUCCUCCUGGUUCUACAACCCCGGUUUUGUCUCUUCAGCACAGCGGAUCCAAAGACUCAUCUCAGUCCCAGUUUGCUUUGUACUGGAAACCUAUACUAUCCAUGGAUACCAACUUCUGGCAGAGAUGGCUCCACAUGCAUCGCAUUACAGUCAUCCUGGAACACGAUUUACCUGUUCCCAAACACUUGCAUACAGCUGGAAACAACGGUCGUUACAGCACCAUUCAGUGUCGCAUUUCCCACUCUGCGCUCACAUCCUUGCUGAAGGACUGCAGCAGCUUUGUGCUGGUGGAAGGUUACUCGUAUGUCAAACUCAUAUACAGUUUGUCUGAGCAGAUUCCCACCUCCUUCUACUUGGUCCGUUUCAUCUCGAAGACACCCUGCAUAAUUCUACGUUUGGGCUUCCCUAUAGGUACACCAGCCAAUGUUAGAAACAAGAUUGUGGAUGAGCUGCGAGAGCAGAUCCUCAAGCUUCGCUUCCCUCAUCGUGUUCAAAACAAAGAAGCAACACCAAAGACUAAGCGGAAAAACGUCAGCCAUAUAUCUCCGUCCAAAUCUCUGUGUGUCGCUGCUGCCAAGCCCACUCUGUCAGACCGACCCUGCGUGGUGGUGCUCAAUAAGCCUUUAGAAAAGCUGCUCAUAAGUUUGUUGUGA